This is a messenger RNA of Nilaparvata lugens (brown planthopper), 1115 nucleotides long. RefSeq lists its product as uncharacterized. The coding region runs from base 57 to 1115 and encodes 352 amino acids. The record is from RefSeq and is a predicted model, not a curated record. The transcript has 3 exons. Lineage: Eukaryota; Metazoa; Arthropoda; Insecta; Hemiptera; Delphacidae.
AGGGUGGUCUCUCACAACGUUUUCAAACUAAAUCAGGAUUGAGACAGGGCUGCUUAAUGAGUCCCUUGCUAUUUUCUUUGUUUUUAAAUGAUUUAAAUGAUGAACUGGGUGGAGGACUAUUGAUAAAUGGUAAGAGGAUUCGGGUCUUAUUAUACGCUGAUGACAUAGCUUUGAUUUCUGACUCUCCAGUAGGGCUUCAGUACAUGAUAAAUAAUUUAGAAAGGUACUGUGAAAUGUGGAAUUUGAAAGUAAAUCUAGAUAAGUCAAAAAUAAUGGUCUUUAGGAAUGGAGGAAAACUAGCUGGGUGUGAGAAAUGGACAUUUAAAAAUGAGCAGAUUGAAUGUGUAAAUAGAUACAAAUAUUUGGGGGUAGUUCUUACACCAACAUUGAAUUUUGAAGCUCAUUUGAAAGAAAAAUCAGAUAAGGCUAAACUUGCGGUGAAUUUGGCUUGGAGAGGUCUUUUAAAUAGUGAUAAUAUAGAUUUCACAGCUAAAUGUAAAUGGUUCAAAGCUUGCGCAAGGGCAGUUCUGUGUUACGGAGCUCAAGUAUGGGGCUAUAGACAGUAUGAUACUGUAGAAAAAUUUCAGAGAUUUUUCAUUAAGAAAGUGUUCUCGCUUCCUAUAAACACCCCAAACUACAUGUUGUUUAUUGAGACAGAACUGUCACCUCUUUUUGAGUACUGUCUCAGGUUGCAUUACAACUAUAUUACAAAAGUUAUGGAAAUGAAAGAAGGUCGACUUCCAAGAUUUCUAGUGGAAGAAGUAAUAAAAAAGAGAGUCUUCUGGUUUAAAGAUUGGAGAAAAUUGUGUAAUGAUAUAGGGAUAAGUUAUAAUGACAAUAUUAAUUGGAGUAAUAAAUUUAAGAAAAUUCUCUCAGGCUUGGGCAUAAUUCACAGGGAUAAAUUCUUACAGGACGCACAAGCAGGCCAUUUCCAUUCAUUGUAUAGAUCAUUGAACCUACAACUGGGUGAGAACAAUUACAUAAAGAGGAAUAAUUGUGAUUUGUGGGUGAUGAGAUGGGUUUUUAAAGCGAGAGGCGAGCUGAUCGAUUUGAACUAUAAGCCAUGGGUGUCAGAUAGGAACUAUACUUGUUCAAUGUAUAUUGAUCGAGCCUGA